Molecule: messenger RNA, 2825 nt
Organism: Microtus oregoni (creeping vole)
Lineage: Eukaryota; Metazoa; Chordata; Mammalia; Rodentia; Cricetidae
Product: cyclin-dependent kinase 11B
Exons: 19
Coding region: 319-2673 (784 amino acids)
Biological process (GO): regulation of mitotic cell cycle; protein phosphorylation
Cellular component (GO): nucleus
Molecular function (GO): cyclin-dependent protein serine/threonine kinase activity; ATP binding
Source: RefSeq, a predicted model, not a curated record
CGCUUUCGGCCUCGCUCCGCGGAGCUACGGGCCGCGGAGGCGGCGGGCCGUGGAGGCGGCGGGCCCUGGCCGCCCCGGAGCCAGCCCCCGCCUCAUGUUUGCGGGACCGCACCCCGGGGCCAGGGUUUGACGGGCCCCCUUGAUCUUACCCGUCACCCAGGCCCCCCGCGUCCUGGAACGUUCUCACACAGCCCUUUGACACCUAAGGCACUGAGAUAAGAGCUCUGACCGGGAUGGUCUUUCAUCCUGGAACGGUACCAUUUCGUGGAUGGUGAUGAUUGCGUUUUACGGAAAAGUGAACCGAGCGUUUUAACUCAAAUGGGUGAUGAAAAGGACUCUUGGAAAGUGAAAACAUUAGAUGAAAUUCUCCAGGAAAAGAAACGAAGGAAAGAACAAGAGGAGAAAGCAGAGAUAAAACGCUUAAAAAAUUCUGAUGACCGGGAUUCCAAAAGGGAUUCCCUUGAGGAGGGGGAGCUGAGGGAUCACCGAAUGGAAAUCACUAUCAGGAACUCACCGUACAGAAGAGAGGAUUCUAUGGAAGACAGAGGAGAGGAAGAUGAUUCUCUGGCCAUUAAACCACCCCAGCAAAUGUCUCGGAAAGAAAAAGCCCAUCACAGAAAAGACGAGAAGAGAAAAGAGAAGCGUAGACAUCGUAGCCAUUCAGCCGAGGGAGGAAAGCACGCCAGAGUGAAAGAGAAAGAACGAGAGCAUGAACGUCGGAAACGCCAUCGAGAAGAACAGGAUAAAGCUCGCAGGGAAUGGGAAAGACAGAAGAGGAGGGAAAUGGCAAGAGAACAUUCCAGGAGAGAAAGGGACCGCCUGGAGCAGUUAGAAAGGAAGAGGGAGCGGGAGCGCAAGAUGAGGGAGCAACAGAAGGAACAGCGGGAACAGAAGGAGCGGGAACGGAGGGCAGAAGAGCGGCGCAAAGAGAGAGAAGCGCGUAGGGAAGUCUCUGCACACCACCGCACAAUGAGGGAGGACUACAGUGAUAAGGGAAAGGUUGGCCACUGGAGCCGCAGCCCUCUGCGGCCACCGCGGGAGCGCUUUGAGAUGGGAGACAACCGUAAGCCAGUAAAAGAAGAGAAGAUGGAAGAACGAGACCUUCUGUCAGACCUGCAGGACAUCAGCGACAGCGAAAGGAAAACCAGCUCAGCCGAAUCGUCAUCAGCAGAAUCAGGCUCAGGUUCUGAGGAAGGGGAGGAGGAAGAGGAGGAGGAAGAAGAGGAAGAAGGGAGCACCAGUGAAGAAUCAGAGGAAGAAGAGGAGGAAGAUGAGGAGGAGGAGGAAGAGGAGACUGGGAGCAACUCUGAGGAAGCCUCAGAGCAGUCUGCAGAAGAAGUGAGUGAGGAGGAAAUGAGUGAGGACGAAGACAGAGAAAAUGAGAACCACAUCUUGGUUGUUCCAGAGUCACGAUUUGACAGAGAUUCUGGGGACAGUGAAGAAGGGGAAGAAGAAGUGGGCGAGGGGACCCCACAGAGCAGCGCCCCAACGGAAGGAGACUACGUGCCUGACUCCCCAGCCCUGUCGCCCAUUGAACUAAAACAAGAGCUGCCCAAGUACCUGCCGGCCUUGCAGGGGUGCCGGAGUGUAGAGGAGUUCCAGUGCCUAAACAGGAUUGAAGAAGGCACCUAUGGAGUAGUCUACAGAGCAAAGGACAAGAAAACAGAUGAAAUCGUGGCUCUGAAGCGGCUAAAGAUGGAGAAGGAGAAGGAAGGCUUCCCAAUCACAUCGCUGAGGGAGAUCAACACCAUCCUCAAGGCCCAGCACCCCAAUAUCGUCACUGUCAGAGAAAUCGUUGUGGGAAGCAAUAUGGACAAGAUCUACAUCGUGAUGAACUAUGUUGAACAUGACCUCAAGAGCCUAAUGGAAACUAUGAAGCAGCCCUUCCUGCCAGGGGAGGUGAAGACCCUGAUGAUCCAACUGCUGAGUGGGGUGAAACACCUCCACGACAACUGGAUCCUGCACCGUGACCUUAAGACCUCCAACCUUCUGCUGAGCCAUGCUGGCAUUCUCAAGGUGGGUGACUUUGGGCUUGCUCGGGAGUAUGGCUCACCCCUGAAGGCCUACACUCCAGUGGUCGUCACCCUGUGGUAUCGCGCCCCAGAACUGCUGCUCGGUGCUAAGGAGUACUCUACUGCUGUGGACAUGUGGUCAGUGGGCUGCAUCUUUGGAGAGCUGCUGACACAGAAGCCUCUGUUUCCUGGGAAGUCAGACAUCGACCAGAUCAACAAGGUUUUCAAGGACCUGGGAACUCCCAGCGAGAAAAUCUGGCCAGGCUAUAAUGACCUCCCAGCAGUCAAGAAGAUGACCUUCAGCGAGUAUCCCUAUAACAACCUCCGCAAGCGAUUUGGAGCUUUGUUAUCAGAUCAGGGCUUUGAUCUCAUGAACAAGUUCCUGACCUACUACCCUGGGAGGAGGAUCAGUGCAGAAGACGGCCUGAAACACGAGUAUUUCCGCGAGACCCCCCUCCCCAUUGACCCGUCCAUGUUCCCCACAUGGCCCGCCAAGAGUGAGCAGCAGAGGGUGAAGAGAGGCACCAGUCCACGGCCCCCUGAGGGCGGCCUGGGCUACAGCCAGCUGGGUGAUGACGACCUGAAGGAGACGGGCUUCCACCUCACCACCACCAACCAGGGAGCUUCAGCUGCUGGCCCUGGCUUCAGUCUCAAGUUCUGAGGUCAGAUUGACUGACCUUGGCCAGCUAGAUUGGUGACAGGCAGACCUGAAUCAGGGCAACUUUCUUUUUUUUUAUGUUGUUUGUUUUGGGGUGGGUUGAAAAUUUGUAGAAUUAAAUCACAUUUUUCCUUCUGGAAAGGAAAGAGUUUUCA